Molecule: messenger RNA, 2997 nt
Organism: Pollicipes pollicipes
Lineage: Eukaryota; Metazoa; Arthropoda; Thecostraca; Pollicipedomorpha; Pollicipedidae
Product: anaphase-promoting complex subunit 1
Exons: 19
Coding region: 1-2997 (998 amino acids)
Biological process (GO): anaphase-promoting complex-dependent catabolic process; protein K11-linked ubiquitination; metaphase/anaphase transition of mitotic cell cycle
Cellular component (GO): anaphase-promoting complex
Molecular function (GO): molecular adaptor activity
Source: RefSeq, a predicted model, not a curated record
AUGGGGUACCAGGUGGAGCGACUGGCCAUAGCCGCCCUGCUUGACGUCGCCGGGCCCAGCGUCUCGCACCAGCGCGGCAAACGGUGCCGAUCUGAGGACGGCACGGACGAGGAUUGGGAGUUUUUGUUGUCGUCUGAAUACCACGCCGAGGUGGAGGCUGAGGGGCGCGCGGCGACGUCCGUUGCCACGGCCACUGUCGAAGGCCGGGUGGAUGCCACUGCGCCACUGUCCCCGCACAUGGCCACCCUGCUGUUUGUGCUGCACCUGGUGUAUGAGGACUGCAAGCUGGACACGCUGAGCGCGGACGUCCUGCCGGACAUGGCGGCGGUGCUGCAGCAGCUGGCGCUGGAGCUGGGGUGGGCGCCAUACGCCGACCACUACUGGCGAGACUGGCCGGGCCAGUGUCAGGCCGGCGCCGACCUCGCCAGCCGCCUCAGCGUGCAGGGAGCCGCCGUCCCGGCCGCCUACCCGUAUCUGGUCGGCGUCAACGAGCUGUCGGUGCACAUGAUCAUGGUGUACGCGCUGCUGCGCGGUGAGCGGUCGGAGGGCCUGUCGCGGCUGCUGCGGACCGUACCCGGCCCGGCUGCGGGUCCCUCCGGCCUGGAGCAGACGCUCGAGCCCGAGUGCGCCGACGGCCAGCCGGCCGGCUCCGAGUCCGCCGACGACGGGGAACGGGGCUGGCAGCGGCCGGACGCUCACCAGCUAUCGGCCAGUCCGGCAGGCCGCCAGUGGAUCGACGCCGAGCUGGUGCGGCUGCGCUGGCCGGCUGACCACCGGCUGGAGGAGGCGCAGCAGCUGCUGCGGUCCAGUCGGCCCGUCUGCGUGGCGGCGCCGCCGCGGCCCGAGCUCUCCGACCACGAGCGGCAGGACGAGCAGAAGCGGCUGCUGUACGCGCUGUGCCAGCGCACCAUGGCGCUGCCGGCGGGCCGUGGCAUGCUAAGCCUGCACGCCGCCGCGCCGGUGGUGACGCAGCCGCUAGCCGUACCGCCGCUCUGCCUGACGGGCCGCGCCCCGCCGCGCGGCGCCACCGUCGACCUGGCCGACAUGGACCUGCCCGUCAACAUGAAUGUGUGGCCCCACUUCCACAACGGCGUGGCGGCUGGGCUGCGCGUGGCCCCGGACGCCGCACAGAUCGACGCCGCCUGGAUCCUCUACAACCGGCCCAAGACGAGCGCGGAGAACCCGGUGGAGCACGCCGGCUUCCUGAUGGCGCUGGGCCUGAACGGUCACCUGGCCCACCUAGCUCGGCUCAACGUGCACGACUACCUGAUCAAGGGCAACGAGAUGACCUCCGUGGGCGUGUUGCUCGGCCUGGCCGCCUGCAAGCGAGGCACCAUGGACGUCAACACGACCAAGCUGCUUAGCAUUCACGUGGAGUCGCUGCUGCCGCCCACCAGCCGAGAGCUCGACAUAGCCCACUCCAUACAGGUGGCGGCCGUGCUGGGCGUGGGGCUGGUGUACCAGGGCUCCAACAACCGGCACAUGGCUGAGGUGCUGCUGCGCGAGAUGUCCCGGCCACCGGGGCCCGAGAUGGAGAACAGCUGCGACCGCGAGGCGUUCGCGCUGGCCGCUGGCCUCGGCCUUGGCCUGGUCACGCUUGAUGGCGGCGGUGACCAGCUGGGCCUCACCGCCAGUCUGCACCAGCUCAUCUUCGGAGGGAAUAAGCCCCCGCUCACCGGUCCGCAGAAGGAGAAGUACAAGACUCCCAGCUACCACAUCCGGGAGGGGGACACUGUCAACACCGACGUCACGGCCGCCGGCGCCACUCUGGCGCUGGGCCUCAUGUACAUGGGCUCCGCCAACAGAGCGGUGUCCGACUGGCUGCAGACGCCGGAGACGCUGUACCUGCUGGACCUGGUGCGGCCCGACCUGCUGCAGCUGCGCACGCUGAGCCGCGCGCUCGUCCUGUGGCACGAGGUGCGGCCUAGCCGCCAGUGGGUGGAGCAGCAGCUGCCGCCGCUGGUGCGGCCCGACCACCCGCCGCAGCCCGGCACCGACUGCCAGACGAUCCAGCAGGUGUACUGUCACGUGACCUCGGGUGCGUGCCUGGCGCUGGGCCUGCGGUACGCGGGCACGGCCGACCCGGACGCGUACCAGGUGCUGCUGCACUACACGCGCGCCUUCAUCGCGCACACGACAUCGGCCGUGGCCGAGGAGGCCGGCCGGCCCACCGUCGAGAACUGCCUCUGUGUGACGCUCACCGCACUGGCCAUGGUGAUGGCCGGCACGGGCGACCUGGAGGUGAUGCGCAUCUGCCGGUACCUGCGCUCGCGGGUCGGGCCGCACCACUCCACCGUCAACUACGGCAGCCACAUGGCGGUGCACAUGUCGCUGGGCCUGCUGUUCCUGGGCGGCGGCCGGCACACGCUCUGCAACAGCCGGCCGGCGGUGGCUGCGCUCAUCUGCGCCUUCUUCCCGCGGUACCCGCUGACCAGCUGCGACGGCAGGUACCACCUGCAGGCGUUCCGGCACCUGUACGUGCUGGCGGCCGAGCCGCGACUGCUCGUGCCGCGUGACCUCGCCUCUGGCCAGCUCACGUACUGCCGCCUGGUGGUGACGCUGCGCACCGCGGACUCGCCAACCGGCCACCAGGUGGCUAUGCAGGCGCCCUGCCUACUACCGCAGCUGGACACGGUGCUGGAGAUUCGCGUGGACGACGACCGUUUCUGGCCGUUCACCGUCACUUCAGGUGCCGGCGUCCAGCUCCUGGGUGAGCGGCUGCAGUCGGGCGGCCGUCUGAAUGUGAAGCGCAAGGCAGUGGGCGGGCUGCAUCAGCAGGAGCUGCGAGCCCAGCUGACGCAGACGCUCGGCGGACCGGGUCAGGCCAUCUGGUCCGCCCAGGCGGAGCUGCUGCUGAGCUCGGUUGGCUCCAGCCUGCUGGCGUACUUGACGGGUCGGUGGGCGGACGUUGGUCCUGACCAGCACCAGCUCUGCUCGUACCUGGGCUUCUUCAACGCGCCCGGGCGGGGCGAUCUCUCCCAGCUAUCUCAAGUCUAG